AUGGAGAACGAACGCGGCGAGCUCGUUGACCUCUACGUCCCCCGCAAAUGCUCGGCUACCGGACGCAUCAUCAGGGCCAAGGACCACGCCUCUGUCCAACUGAGCAUCGGCAAAGUUGACGAGAACGGCCGCUACACCGGUGACAACCAGGUCUACGCCAUCUCCGGCUUCGUUCGCGCCAUGGGCGAGUCCGACGACAGCCUUAACAGGCUCACACAAAAGGACGGCUUCCUCAAGUCCGUCUGGAGCGCGUCUCGUUAA
Bipolaris oryzae ATCC 44560 is the source of this 261-nucleotide messenger RNA. RefSeq lists its product as uncharacterized. Gene Ontology annotation, biological process: endonucleolytic cleavage in ITS1 to separate SSU-rRNA from 5.8S rRNA and LSU-rRNA from tricistronic rRNA transcript (SSU-rRNA, 5.8S rRNA, LSU-rRNA); translation; endonucleolytic cleavage to generate mature 3'-end of SSU-rRNA from (SSU-rRNA, 5.8S rRNA, LSU-rRNA). Lineage: Eukaryota; Fungi; Ascomycota; Dothideomycetes; Pleosporales; Pleosporaceae. The transcript has 3 exons. The record is from RefSeq and is a predicted model, not a curated record. Gene Ontology annotation, cellular component: cytosolic small ribosomal subunit; ribosome. Bases 1 to 261 code for a protein of 86 amino acids. Gene Ontology annotation, molecular function: structural constituent of ribosome.